Molecule: messenger RNA, 1252 nt
Organism: Cryptomeria japonica (Japanese cedar)
Lineage: Eukaryota; Viridiplantae; Streptophyta; Pinopsida; Cupressales; Cupressaceae
Product: ubiquitin-conjugating enzyme E2 27
Exons: 5
Coding region: 323-910 (195 amino acids)
Biological process (GO): proteasome-mediated ubiquitin-dependent protein catabolic process; protein polyubiquitination
Cellular component (GO): nucleus
Molecular function (GO): protein binding; ubiquitin conjugating enzyme activity
Source: RefSeq, a predicted model, not a curated record
AGCACCCUAAACCACCUAUCCAUAUGUAUAGCAAACUCAUGAAUUUUCCAUGAUGAAAAAGCUUAGUUCUCUGAGUCUGGCUUAGAAACCCCUGGUCCCCCUUGCCCACUCCGUUCCAAACCUCUGUCCCCACAACCCAACCUACAGGAAUCGAGUUCCAAUUCUAUGCUCUACCCAUCAAUUCUUUUCCUGCAUUAUAAAAUCCAUCAUUCCAUACCUUAAACAAAGUGUUUUUUUCCGGUUGGUUUUGAGGAGGGAGGCUUGAUAGCAUAAGUGGGACUACAUUUCGUCUUGCUCUGCGUUGGGUAGUGUGCAUAUCAAAAUGCUGGACGCCUCGCGAGUACAGAAGGAACUGACUGAAAUAGAGAGGGACAAGAAGACAUCGGGAAUAAGCAUCAAGCUUUGUGGAGACCAUGAUAUAGCUCACCUGUGUGGCACAAUUGCAGGCCCCGUGGACACUCCUUAUGAAGAGGGCAUCUUCCAGAUAGACAUUCGCUUGCCUGGGGCAUAUCCAUUUGAACCCCCAAAGAUGCAGUUUAUAACAAAAGUCUGGCAUCCUAAUAUUAGCAGUCAAAAUGGUGCAAUAUGCCUGGAUAUUUUAAAAGAUCAGUGGAGUCCAGCACUGACGUUAAAGACUGCAUUACUUUCUCUGCAAGCUUUACUUUCAGCGCCAGAACCCAGUGAUCCUCAGGAUGCUGUGGUAGCACAACAGUACCUGAGAGACUACCCAACAUUUUUGGGCACUGCACGUUAUUGGACUGAAACUUUUGCCAAACAGACAUCUCUUGGAAUGGAAGAGAAGGUACAAAAGUUGGUUGAGAUGGGGUUUCCUGAAGUCACAGUGAGAAGUGCUUUAGAAAAAUGUGGAGGAGAUGAGAACUUGGCACUUGAAAAACUUUGCAGUGGUUAGCAUGAAACUUAUUUGAAAGGUUCUAGAAGUUUGAACUUCUUGUACUUUUUGUACUUUUUAGAAUGUUUGACACUGCAUGAACCAUACUUAUAUUUAUCUAAUUAUAUGCACAUAAUUUUUCCAGUGUUUUAUCGAAGUGUCUACUCAGAUUCUCUCCAUUGAAACAGUGGUUUAUACUUAAAACUAAAGGUCCAGUGCUAUUGUAAUUGCACUUUCCUUUGUGGCCUCAUUAGUUUGAACUGAAGCUAAUGUGCAUUAGGACUUUACUAAUCAAUGUAUCAUAUAAAUGACGAUGUUUCAUCUUCAUUGGGCAAUUUGAAAAUUAGUUACUUUCUCGGUGUA